AUGGCGUAUAUUAUCGGUAAACAAGGGAAGGAUUACGGCCUAAACAUACCAGUAUCAGCAGAUGUGCUGGAUGCAAUGAUUGAAAUCAACAACGCGCUUAUUGACCUGAUAAAUGGAUUUUUGCCGCCGUAUGACGAUGUCAAUUUUGAAGUAGAAACUCCUAAGAUACGUGGUGGCACACUGCUGUGGGAUAUCAUCAAUCGGUGUGCACUAAAGGAGAUGCUCGCUGCAUUUCACAGAUGUAAAUACGAAUCCACUGGAAUUCGCACCAUGACACUGUUAGGACUUGUCAGUAAAAUCUCACUGAUACAAAUCGAGAUUCAUCUGACCAAUUCAUAA
This is a messenger RNA of Gongylonema pulchrum, 339 nucleotides long. Lineage: Eukaryota; Metazoa; Nematoda; Chromadorea; Rhabditida; Gongylonematidae. The record is from the annotation of a GenBank genome assembly.